AUGUCGGUAGGCGCGCAGCACGACGCCGCCGCCCACCACGCGGCCGACGGCGCCCUCCCCAUCGCCCUCGCCGCGCUGUCGGGCGCGCGCGGCGCCUUCUACGCGACGGCGGGCCGGCGGGCGCGCUCGCUCGAGGAGGCGGCGCACGAGGUACGGGCGCCGUUCCCGCGCGGCGACCCUGCCGGGUGGGCGGAGGAGACAGUCGAGGCCUUUUGGGCGCGGUUGGGCGAGGCGACGCCCGGGCUAGCCGAGGCGUGGGCCGCGGGCAGCCGGCACGAGCAGGACAAGGGCGAGCUGUGA
This is a messenger RNA of Emiliania huxleyi CCMP1516, 300 nucleotides long. RefSeq lists its product as hypothetical. The transcript has a single exon. Lineage: Eukaryota; Haptophyta; Isochrysidales; Noelaerhabdaceae. The coding region runs from base 1 to 300 and encodes 99 amino acids. The record is from RefSeq and is a predicted model, not a curated record.